Messenger RNA from Tetrapisispora phaffii CBS 4417, 975 nucleotides. RefSeq lists its product as uncharacterized. NCBI's taxonomy places the organism in Eukaryota, Fungi, Ascomycota, Saccharomycetes, Saccharomycetales, Saccharomycetaceae. The transcript has a single exon. The record is from RefSeq and is a predicted model, not a curated record. Bases 1 to 975 code for a protein of 324 amino acids.
AUGGUAGAGAUUGAGUCAAGAGGAAUUAAGGUUAAAGAAAAAUAUAAAGAGCCAGCUCCAGGUUAUUUAUUACAGCAAUCAAUCAAAAAUUCCAAACUUUUUGAUAUAGAUGAUCCAACUUUGAAUCUAGAAUUAGAAAAAGAUACGAUUAAAUUCAAUUGCAUUAGAAAUGGUGUUAAAAAACUGUAUAGAUAUUCGAAGAUUCAGAGGUAUUCGUUUCAUAUGUCUGGGGUGUUUUUUUGUAAUACUUUGGAGUUGUUUUAUAAAAUAUUUGGGAAAGAUGAAAAUAGUAAAGGAUGUGUCCAUGAAACCACAAAUUUUAGAACAAAAAAUUCUGAAUUUAAUAAAGGGUAUCGGGAUCUUAUAGAUAUGAUAUUGUUACACAAUCAAAUGUCAAGAAUAUAUUGCAAAAUUGAAAAUUCUUUGAAAUUCUUUGAAAUCAAGAUAAUAUUACCAUUAAGAGCUCUGGAUGAGGCCUUUUCGAAAAUAUCAUAUUAUAUUCAAUAUCGAGACAAAAUUAAUGUUGCUUACCAUGAAUUAUUCAUAAAAUAUACUGAACUGAAGGAAAAAACAAAUGAUUUCACAAAAUCAUUGACAGGUUCAGAAGAAGUUUCGAGAAUUAAAAUUGAAAAUAAUUUAAUAAGCUCUAAAGAAGAUUUAGAAUUAGCCAAUGAUAAAUUGCGAAAACAAUUAUCAGUAUUAUUCGGCUAUUGUAGAUCGUACUUCAAAACUUGGUUUCUCCUUUAUUACUUUACAAUAUGCAGGAUUUAUUACGACUUACAACAUUUCAUGAGGGCUAGUAGUGAAUUUAAAAAGGUAUUUAAGGUUAUUUACAAUCAACAGGACAAGAUCAACAGUUCAGGACUAGCAGUUCCCACUUCAAAUUCCACUGAAGAAAAUAAUACAUACACUAUUAAUAAUAAUAAUUACCAACAGCAAUUUCAAUCAAAGGAGAAUAUGUAUCCUGAAUAUUAG